Messenger RNA from Myodes glareolus (Bank vole), 12608 nucleotides. It is a transcript of the gene Dchs2, whose product is annotated as dachsous cadherin-related 2. Gene Ontology annotation, cellular component: plasma membrane. Gene Ontology annotation, biological process: homophilic cell-cell adhesion. Lineage: Eukaryota; Metazoa; Chordata; Mammalia; Rodentia; Cricetidae. The record is from RefSeq and is a predicted model, not a curated record. Gene Ontology annotation, molecular function: calcium ion binding.
CUCCCUGUGUGAGCGCUUUAAAUAAUUUCCUCCUUUUUGGCAAAAGAAAUAAUGCACCUGACUUUACCAGGGGGAAACAGUCAGUCGAGCAGAACAAGGAACAGAUGUAAAAAGAACAGAAGAAGAGAGAAAAAGCUAUGGGACUUGCUUAAAGACAUCCAGGAGCCGGAGAGGUGGCUGCGGCGGCAGAGGCUGCUAGAGCAGCUCCCGCCUGCGUGAGCUGCGGGCAGAGGGCGUUCGCACCAGUUGCAGAUGUCAUCCUGGGAACUCCUGGCUCCUUUGGUUUGUUUGCCAAAGUCUUUUUCUCAUCUGACUCAGACACUGAAGAGACUCCUGGAUUGUUCUGCGAUCCCGCCACAAGCUGGCAGCUAUCCGGAGCCUUCCUAAAGAGCUGGGGAAGAAAUGAGCCCCGCUGGGCGGAGGAUGGGCGAAGGGCAUCAGCCAGCGGGGUCACCCCGUGGUCGGCCCUGCGGCUCCGGGGCGCCGUGCUCCCUGCUCCGGUUCUUCGUGCACGCCUGGCUGUGGGCUGCCUCGGGCUUGUCUGCUCAGGUGUUCAACCUCAGUCUCUAUGUGGACGAGGGGCUGCCCCCCGACACCCUGGUAGGUGACAUUCGUGUGGGGUUGCCAGUCGCGCAGCAGCAGGAAGGGAAUGGCUUCUUUCUGUCGGAGGAUUCGGAUGACUCCCCGCUGCUGGACGACUUCCACGUGCACCCGGACACCGGCAUCAUCCGCACCGCACGGCGUCUGGACCGCGAGCAGCGGGACCACUACAGCUUCGUGGCGGCCACGCUGUGGGGCGAGGUGGUGCAGGUGGAGAUCCACGUCAACGACGUGAACGACCACUCGCCCCACUUUCCCCGCGACUCCCUGCAGCUGGAAGUGUCGGAACUCAGCCCCCCAGGAACCGCUUUUCGCCUGCCAGGUGCCCAGGACCCGGAUUCAGGGCUGUUUAGUAUCCAGGGUUACACCUUGCUGCAAAUGUCUGACCUGCCCCAGGACCCCGCAGGACCCUUCUUCCAGUUGCGCUACGGGUCGCAGGGGCCACCUGCGUCACCGCCUCAGCCAGUGUCCUCAUCACCCUUGGAGCCCUUAGACUUGGUGCUGCUGAGGCGCUUGGAUCGAGAGGAGGUGGCGGUGCACGAGCUGCAGAUUGAAGCUUGGGACGGGGGCAGUCCUCGGCGCAUUGGCCGCCUGCACGUGCGGCUGCGUGUGCUGGAUGAGAACGACAACCCGCCAGUUUUCGAGCAGGGCGAGUACCGCGCCGCAGUACGUGAGGACGCCCAGCCGGGCGCCGAGGUGUGUCGCGUGCGUGCCACUGACCGCGACUUGGGGCCCAAUGGCUUGGUGCGCUACAGCAUCCGGGAGCGGCAAGCAGCUGGCGGGCCACGGGGCGAUCCCGGCUAUUUCUCGGUGGAGGAACUGAGCGGUAUAGUGCGGGUGCAGAGACCUUUAGAUCGCGAGGCGCAGGCCUGGUACCAGCUGGUGGUCCAGGCGCGCGAUGGGGGCGCAGAGCCAGAGGUAGCCACAGUGCGCGUGUCCAUUGAUGUGCUGGACGUGAAUGACAAUCCGCCCGACAUCCACCUGCUCUUUCUUACCGAGGGAGGCACGGCCCGCGUCUCUGAGGGCGCCCGGCUAGGAGACUAUGUGGCUCGAGUCUCGGUGUCCGACGCAGAUGGUGACUCAGAGAAAGAAGAGGAAGUUACCGGGGUGCUUGGUGCACACCUUGGGGCAGGUAGCAUCAAGUUGUCCUUGGAGGGUGGGAAUGGAGCCUUCGCGCUGCGACCAGGCGGCCCUCCUGGAGUAUUUUUCCUUUGCAUCCAGAGCCUCUUGGACCGGGAAAGCCAAGAUCUAUAUGAGUUACGACUAGUGGCCACAGAUUCAGGGUCCCCGCCAUUGAGCACAGAGGAGACGCUGCUGCUCUGGGUCUCGGACCUCAAUGACCAGCCACCUGUGUUCAGCCAGGAACAUUACUGGGCCUCGGUGUCCGAGGCCGCGGUCCCAGGAACCUCGGUGGUUUGGGUCAGCGCUUUGGAUGCCGACCAGGCUGGCACCAAUCACGCCAGGCUGCGGUAUACGCUGGUGCAACUCUCGAACCCCUGCGACUCUGAGGCUCUGUCACAAAAGGCAGAGUGUGUUCCAUCCUUCAGCAUUAACCCCAAUAACGGUUUGAUCAGCACACUCCGAGCUCUAGACCGGGAGGUCCAGGAGGCAGUGGAACUGAGAGUGGUGGCCCAGGACCUCGGAGAACCGCCCCUUUCUGCCACCUGCCUGGUGAGCAUUGCUGUAGACGACGUGAAUGACAAUGAGCCCGUGUUCAGGUGGCAGGUGUAUAAUGUCACCCUUGCUGAGCAUGCCCCGAUUGGACACUGCUUUCUGCAGGUAACAGCCACGGACGCAGAUGCGGGGCUCUAUGGCUUAGUCGAGUAUUCUCUUUACGACGGCUUCCAAAGCUAUGAAGCACCCUCAGCGUUCCAGAUCGACCCGCAGGAUGGGCGCAUCUGUGUGUCACAGGACAUCGACAGGGAAAGGGAUCCAGGCACCUUUGAUCUGCUGGUGAAGGCUAAGGAUGGGGGUGGUCUCAGUGCUCAAGCUUUUGUCCGGGUGGAAGUGGAGGAUGUGAACGACAAUCCGCCCAUCUUUAAUCCGUCGACCUACGUGACAAGCAUCAGUGGCCAGACCCCGCCAGGCACUGAGAUCAUCAACGUGCUCGCCAGUGACAGGGACUCUGGGACAUACGGGACCGUGACCUAUGAACUCAUCCCAGGAGACUUGCCGUCACUCUUCUCCAUUGACUCCGUUACAGGUAUUAUCUACUUAGCAUCAACUCUCAACCGUUUGGAAGCUACCACACUUUUUCUGAUGGUCCGCGCUCGAGAUGGUGGUGGACUCGCGGCUGCCACAAAUGCUGACGUCACCAUCCACAUUCUGCAAACCACGCUGGCUCCUGCGGAGUUUGAAAGGCCUAAGUACACUUUCUCCGUUUAUGAAGACGUGCCCGCGGACACUCUUGUUGGGACAGUGAAGGCAAGGGAGUCCUUGAAUUCCUCAGAACCAAUCUCUUACCGAAUUUCCUCUGGCGAUCUGGAUGGAACCUUCUCCAUUCACAGGUGGCUGGGCAGCAUCCGCACCCUGAAGCCUCUGGACCACGAAGCCCAGCCCAUGGUUGUCCUCACUGUCCAGGCACAGCUCGGCAGCUCCCCAGCCUGCAGCAGCACAGAAGUGAACAUAACUGUCAUGGAUGUCAACGACAACCGCCCCGAGUUUCCCACGGCCUCGGAUGAGAUUAGGAUCCCCCAGACCACUCCACCUGGCACAGCCUUGUACCUUGCCCGCGCAGAGGACAGAGACAGCGGGCUGAACAGACUGGUCCGGUACAGCAUUGCAAACCCUCAACCAAGCAUGUUCAGCAUGGACCGAGGUCGCGGGGUACUGUACCUCAGGGAGAGUCUGGAAGGCCACGGGGAGCUCAGGCUGACCCUGGUGGCUGAGGACCAAGGCACUCCUCCCCAGGCAUCCCGGUUGGUGCUCACCGUAGUCAUCGAACGCCAAGAACGAAGCCCAGCCGUGGCUUUUGAAAAUUUGGUCUAUCAGGUGGAAGUUAGCGAGUCUCUCCCGCUGACGACUCAAAUCCUGCAGGUACAAGCCUACCCGCUGCAGCCACAGCACCCAGCCGCUAAGAUGACAUACUCCCUGGAUGUCAACGUGGACUCUGCAGUGUUUGGAAUCCACCCUCACACAGGGUGGAUUUCCCUGCAGCGACAGCUAGACUAUGAAUCUACACAGACGCACAGGCUUAAAGUUUUGGCGGGGAUCCCAGAGAACAGAUCGCUGCGGAAUGCGAGCACUUUGGUAAUCGUUCAUGUCUUGGAUGAAAACGACCAUUCCCCAGCCUUCCUGCAGGGCAAGGUGUUUUUGAAAGUUGAGGAGAGCCCUAUCCCCCUAGGGGUAAUAGGCAAAAUGACAGCCAUAGAUGCUGACUCCGGGAAGAAUGGGCAGCUGUCGUAUUUCCUUUUGACAGAUGGAAAAUUCUUCAAGAUGAAUCCUAACACAGGUGAGCUGAUCAACUGGCUGGCAUUGGAUCGUGAGCACCGGGGGCAUCAUCACAUGACCGUCCUAGUGACGGACCACGGCUCCCCACCGCGGAAUGCUACCAUGGUGGUCUAUGUCACGAUCACUGACAUCAAUGACAACAGGCCAUUCUUCCCACAGUGUCUCCCUGGAAAGGAAUUUCACAUCAAGGCUUUGGAAGGUCAGCCAGUCAAUACACUGGUUACCACUGUCUUUGCAAAGGACCUCGAUGAAGGACUCAGUGCGGAACUUACAUACUCCAUCUCUCCAGAUUAUCCUGCUCACUUUAAGAUCGAUGCCAACAAUGGUGAAAUAAGAACCACCACGAUCCUUUCCCACGACUAUAGACCUUCCUAUAGGAUGACAGUCAUCGCCAGUGACCAGGGGGUGCCCCCACUUCAAGGACAGGCAGUUAUUAAUAUUCAGGUGGUACCACUUUCCAAAGGGGCAAUUUUUAUGUCUCAGAAUAUCAGACAUUUAGUGAUCCCAGAAAACACAAAGCCUGCGAAAAUCAUGAGCCUGAUGCAGUCACCCGAUCCCCUUCAGCAGCUCCCGAGCGGGAAGUUACACUUCAGUAUCGCUGCAGAGGACAGAGAUGGACACUUUGAAAUCGACAGCUCCACGGGAGACUUGCUCCUCUCUAAGGAACUUGACUAUGAAACGACAUCUCAUUAUCUUCUCAGGGUGAUUUCUAAAGACCCUAGCCAAAGCCCUCCGUGGAACAGCACAGUCUUCCUUAGCAUUGAUGUAGAAGACCAGAACGACCAUUCCCCCUCCUUCCAGGAUGAGUUCAUUGUAAUAAGCAUAGAGGAGAAUGUCCCUGUAGGGACACUGGUGUACAUCUUCAAUGCCAAAGAUGGUGAUGGCAGUUUUCUGAAUAGCAGGAUACAAUACUUUGCAGAAUCUAGCCCUGCUGGAAUGAACCCGUUUCUCAUGCACCCCUCCUCUGGCUCACUGGUCACCGUAUCUCCCUUGGACAGAGAGAAGGUCCCAACUUUCCUCCUGACCAUAACUGCAUCUGAUCAGGCUGUGAAUGUGACAGACCGGCGAUGGAGGUCACUGGUAGCUGAAGUCGUGGUUUUGGAUGUGAAUGACCACAGCCCCACCUUUGUGUCCCAUCCCAUGGCCUUCAUCAGAGAGGAUGCUGAAGUGGGCUCCUUGGUGCACCGUGUAAGUGCCCAGGACCCAGAUGCAGAGAUGAACGGGGAAGUCACAUACAGCAUCCUCUCAGGAAACGAGGACAUGGUCUUCAUGUUAGAUGGGUCAUCAGGCUUGCUGAGGACAGCUUGUCCCUUGGACUAUGAAGUGAAGACUCAGCACGUGCUGACCCUCGUGGCUCAGGAUGGUGGCACGCCAGCACUUUCUGCUUCCCAGACUCUGACCAUCACUGUCCUGGAUGUGAAUGAUGAGAUACCAGUAUUUACAAAACUUCUGUAUGAAGCUUCCGUUAAAGAAAACCAAAGUCCCGGUGUGUUCGUUACAAGGGUUGAAGCUGAGGACACAGAUUCAGGAGUCAAUGCCAAGCUUCAGUUUCAAAUCAUACCAGGGCCUGCCUUUGGGUUGUUUGAGAUCAACCCUGACACAGGAGAGGUGGUAACAACGGUCACCUUUGACCGAGAAGCUCAAGGGAUCUUCACACUUCGAGUACUUGUGCAAGACAGUGGCGUCCCUCCCUUGUCCAGCACGGCAACCAUCAUCUGCACCGUUGAAGAUGAAAAUGACCAUGCCCCAGAGCUUGCUGUCCUCAGCCAUGACAUUGAAGUUCUGGAAAACCAAGAUCCAGGGGUCGUCUACACUGUGCUGGCUUUCGAUACGGAUGCUGGUGACAAUGGAGUGGUCACCUAUCGCAUAGCAGGUGGGAACAUCGGUGAGUACUUUGCACUUCAUGCAACCUCAGGAGAACUCUCGACAAUUCGAGCUUUGGACCGAGAGCAGAUCAACAACUUUACCCUCAUUAUCCUGUGCUCAGAUUCGGGGACUCCACCCCGAAGCUCUGUGAUGCAGCUUCAUGUUAGGGUUUUGGAUGACAAUGACCACAGCCCUUCCUUUCCCAUGCUUCAUUACCAUUCCUCUGUGAGAGAAGAUGCUGACGUGGGCACUGUGGUCCUGGUGUUGUCUGCAGUGGACAGAGAUGAAGGCCUCAAUGGGCAGGUGGACUAUUUUCUGCUGGGGGAAUCUUCUGGUACGUUCUCUGUUGAUCGGGUGACAGGGACACUGAGAACUAGCCGCGUCCUUGAUCGAGAAGCCAGCCCACAGCACACGUUCCAAGCUGUGGCCAGAGACUGUGGUCCCCAGGGCGCAAAGAGCAGCAUGCUGACUAUACUCAUAUCUGUCACUGAUGCUAACGACAACGAUCCUGUUUGGGAAGAGAACCCAGUUGAUGCUUUCCUGUCCCCCAGGCUGUCCCUGAACCAGACCAUUGCCCAUCUGAGAGCCAGUGACCCAGACGCAGGGCCCAAUGGAACUGUCACUUUCAGCUUCGCGGACACCCAGUCAGUGUUUUCUAUCGAUGAAUAUACAGGUGAAAUCAAACUUCGGCAGAAUCCAUCUUCGGAAUCUUUUCCUAUUUGGGUGCAGUUAAAAGCCAUGGAUCAAGGGGUCCCAGCGAGGGCAACCAAGGGCCUCUUGGUUGUUCACAUGGAAGGAGAAGAUGUGACAAUCUCCUUCAACCACCGUCUCUACACAGGACUCGUGACGGAAAACUGUGAGUCGGGUACUUCUGUCGUGACUGUAAAGGCUUCUGCAUCAAUCCCAGACCCCAUCAAAUAUUCAAUUUUUAGCGGGAAUGAAGAUGGAGUGUUUUCCCUGGGCUCCGCCUCAGGAGAACUCACUGUAGAAGAGCCGCAGUUCCUUGAUUUUGAAGUCAGGAGCGAAGCACAGCUCAUCAUUCUGGCUGAGAGCAGUGGGCACAGAGCCUUCACCAAAGUAGCGGUUUCCAUCCAGGAUAUGAAUGAUAAUGCCCCACGCUUCACACAAAGUGUGUACAGAGCAUCAGUCUCCGAAGGCCAGCUCUACAAUGCUCUUGUCAUACAGGUGUUUGCUACUGACUCGGAUGGUGGAUUGAACAGCUUGAUCGAGUAUUCCAUCGUCUCUGGCAACCAAGCAGAAGCCUUCCAGAUGGAUGCGCUGAGCGGGGUGAUAACAACAGGUUCUGUCCUGGAUUACGAGUCCUUCCACUCAUACAGCUUGAUUGUGCAGGCCACAGACACAGGGGUGCCCAGGCUUUCGGCUACGACUCUCGUUGAGAUCCAGGUGAUCGACAUAAACGACAACGCUCCAGUCUUUCUCCCCUCGGAAGCAAUAGAGAUUGCAGAAGAUUCUUUGCCUGGUGUAAUCGUGGCUCGGGUAUCCGUUCAUGAUGUGGACUUGAAUCCCGCUUUCACCUUCAGUUUUGUCAAAGGGAGCAACUCCGGAGCCAAGUUUGCUAUCCAUCGGGACACAGGAGUGGUGGUGCUGGCGCAAACACUGGAUUUUGAAGAGGUUGCUGAAUACGAACUGAUUGUCCACGUUUCUGAUUCAGGACACCACACAGAGGGUUCCCUUAUCAUCCGUGUGCUGGAUGUGAAUGACAACCCUCCAGUGUUUUCUCAAGACGUCUAUCAGGUCACAGUUCCUGAAGUAGCACCCGCAGGGUCCUCUGUGCUGACCCUGUCUGCCAUAGACAUAGAGAGCAGUGAGGAUAUUUCCUACAGGAUCCUCUCGUCCUCGGAGGGCUUUGCCGUUGAUCCCAGGAACGGGACUGUGUUUGCUACUGGUUCUCUAUUGCUUCUGAAUAAAAUAUCAACGCUUCGAUUUCUCGUGGAAGCCAGCGACGGCGGAACUCCCUCGCUGAGGGCUCUGACGCUCGUGGAGAUAGAAAUACAAGAUGUGAACAGCUGUGCUCCUGAGUUUACGGUGGGGCACUACAAUCUCAGCUUGAGGGAGGAUGCGCCCCCUGGAGGCACCCUCAUGACGUUUACAACCCUCGACUGUGACUACACUUUUGAAAACACACACACUGAGUAUUCCAUCAUCAGUGGCGACUUAGACAACUCCUUCCACAUUGAAACCAGCCUCCUUCCUUCGGAAUAUCCCCAUCAGCAGGGCGGGGCUCUUGUGUUGCUUCGUGCUCUGGACAGAGAAGCCAGGGCCAGCCACAAGCUCGUCAUUCUGGCCUCUGACCGCGGCUGCCCUCCUCUGAGUUCCACAACUGUCGUAGCAAUAGAAGUCAUGGAUGUCAAUGACAACGUGCCCACCUUCCGCAGCCGGCAGUACCGAGCCCACGUCAAGGAAAGCACCCCUGUCGGGAGUCACAUCACUGUGGUGUCGGCAGAGGACCAGGACGUGGGCUCCCAUGCGGAAAUCAGCUAUGACAUCAUCUCUGGAAACGAGAAGGGACACUUUUACUUAGAAGAGAGAACGGGGGUUCUUUUUUUGGUGAAACCUCUGGAUUACGAGGAGACGACAGCAUUCACUUUAACUGUCCAAGCUGCUGAUAACGACGAGACACACGUCUCUUUCGCCGCUGUGCGCGUCAGUGUGUUAGAUGACAAUGACCACGCCCCUCAGUUUACGUCCCCCACCCUGACCUGCGCUGCUCCUGAAAACCUGCCUGCCCCUUCCAUCGUGUGUUCUGUCCGUGCCCUGGAUUUUGACGCGGGGCCUUACGGAGAAGUGACUUACUCUAUUUCCUCGCCCUGCCUAGUCACACGUGGGAUUCACCCCCAUCAGGAUCUCUUUGUCAUUGACCCUUUAACGGGGGACAUUCGAGCUAAGCAGACGCUGGACUACGAGAGUGUUACCAAGUAUUGCCUCGUGGUUCAGGCCAAAGACAGAGGUGGCGCCACAGCUUCCCUGGAGGUCUGGGUGGAAGUCGAAGGGAUGGAUGAGUUUGAACCCAUCUUUACUCAAGACCAGUACUAUUUCAGUCUCCCGGAGGACGGUCAAGGACAGCAGCUGCUUGGCAGAGUGGAAGCCUCAGACGCGGACGACGGCGUCGAUGGGGUCGUUCUUUACUCCCUCAGAACUCCAUCCCUUCUCUUUUCAGUAAACAAAACGAGCGGCAAUGUUUAUUGGAUUGGAGCCCCUUUCCUACUAAACAGUCAGCUCAGCAAAGAAGACACCCUGGAGGUGAGAAUAACUGCCCACAGCCCCAAGCCCAGCUCCAAGUCCGCUUCCUGCACGGUGUUUGUGAAUGGCUCUUUGCCAUCUGAAGGACAUCACAGAGCAGUGUUUGCCCACAGUUUCUCCAUCAGCCUUGCGGUCUCCUUUUUCGUGUUCCUCCUACUUGUCUGUACUCUACUCGGACUGAUUUUAAGACAUAAGCCCAACAACCCACUACCCAGUUAUGAGGAGAAGACACUGUCAUCCCCGCAGGAUGAUCCCCGAUUGACAGGGGCUCCAGGCAAGCUCCAGGCUGGGCAGCAGACCCUGGAGUAUGGGGACGUGGCAGAGUCUGGCGGAGCUAUGCCUGCUGAAUGGUUGAACUUCUUGAGUGUCAUGGAGAAAGACAUCAUCUACCUGUACAGGCAUUCACAUUCCAGCGGGCACUGCUCUGUGGAUGGAGAGACGGCAGAAGAUAAAGAAAUCCAGAGGAUAAAUGAGCAACCUUAUAGAAAGGACUCGGAUUCUGUACUGAGUGACCGCGGGUCCAGGGUGCCAGACUCGGGCAUCCCCAGGGACUCGGAUCAGCUUUCCUGCCUGUCAGGAGAGACAGAUGUGAUGGCUGGGACUGAGGGGAUGGAAGUCAGUCCAGUGUUUGAGGGAGGAGAGGAAGGGGAAGGCUGUGAGGCCAUCUAUGUUCAAAGUAACGGAUUGUUCCAGAAAAGAGAGGCCAAAGCAGGUGUUUUGGCUGAUAGCAGGAAAGAGUCUGCCUCUUCAGUUAGUCAGGAAGGAAGGUAUGCAUCUCUUUCCCCUCAGGCAGCCUCUGCUGAUGGUGCCAGAGACAGCUACGCCUGGGAUUACUUCCUCAGUUGGGAACCCAAGUUCCAGCACCUCGCGUCGGUGUUUAAUGACCUUGCCAGACUAAAGGACGAACAUUUGCAGAGGCUUGGCGUUCCAAAAGACACAUCUUUUGUUUUCCCACCCCCUUUGAUAACAGCAGUAGCACAGCCUGGGAUUAAGGCUGUUCCCCCGCGAAUGCCAGCCAUCACCCUGGGUCAGGCUCUCCAUAAACUGCCCCGAUCGCCCCUCCCCUACUAUGGAGAUUCUCUACCAGAAGCCAUGUCGCCCAGCUUCUCGCCAUCUCUUUCCCUGCUGACAAUGCCGACUCCUGCCAGGUCAGCCGCGUUGCCAGGCGGAGAAUCUGUAGGAACACACAGAUGUGGCGCAGGCCGUGAACUGAAAUCUGACGACGAAGUCCAAAUGUAGUGAGGUUGUGGUGUUGAUUCAGCUCUUGGCAGAGACAGACAAAAAGACACAAGCAAGUCCGGUAGGAGGGGUUUGUGCUUACCAAGCAUCGGGAAUCUCGUGUAGACAGCGCUUGUGAAAAUCUCGCCCGUUUCAGUUUCUCGAAAUUCUUCCCGCCUUAAUGAGAAGUCAUUUCGUCUUUUAGACUUUUUGAGUUGCUCUCAGGACACACAUUUGUAGACAUUCACUAGUCAGUUUUGUUAUUCCUGUUUUCUGUUUAUUUGUUUUAAUGUUUAGAAUUUAUGAUUGAGUAUUCAUCAGAGAUUAUGACUGGAAUUUUUCAUGACUCUGGGUUGAUAUGGCCCAAUAAGAAUUCUUGAUUGAACGAAGCAGAAAGGACAUUUUUGAUGUACGGCUGAAAUGAACAGGACGAUGCUUAGGCAUCCGUCUGUCGCCAGAGACAUGUUAUCUCGGCCUUUUCUACAAAAUGGUACCCCCUGACUGUUCUGUCCACAUAAGAGACUUUGAAGAUUAAUUUAUAGAAAUUACUUCAUUUUAUUUUCUUCGACAUAUAGUAACUUUGUGUAUGAGAUAAUUUAUCUAGUCAAUGCCCAUUUUUAAAGUUUGUGUAGAUGAAAUUGUGUUACUAGCUAAUUAUAAAUUUCAUAGAGUAAUUUAGCAGUAUAUUUUUAAAUGAAGUUUUUUAUAUAUGAAAGUUUCUAUUAUUAAAGUUAAGGGUGGGUGUCAGAAGUCUUUCUUCCAUUUACUUAUCAUUACUUUGUUGUUACCUGGGACAGUUCCGCAACAGGGUACGAAGAAUUCUGCUUUACACAGUCAGAAGCCCACCUGAUCUACUGAGAAAAUUACCCAGACGCAUUAGAGACUUCACACGGGUGCUUACAUGAAGUGCCACACUGCUCUCUGACGGACCAACAGGGCAUCAGAGAUGCUUUUCCCUGUUAGGAGGCUGAGUGCACCCCGAAGACCAUGAUCUACAAGUCAUCCUCCCAUGGGAUGGGGUAGGGUGGGAGGACCACAGCCAGGCUUUGGGAUCACCUUCUAGGAAUUCCAGUGAGAAGUCUUUCAGCUCUGGAAGUAGUUCUUUUACUGAUUGUUUCCAUGCAGACCACCUGUGGAACUAGGGGAGGUAAUUUGCAUUUGCUUAAAACCAUUUCAGGCGCAGCUUGAUAGCUGACUGGAUAGGUCAGUAGUUCAAUGGCUGCCAAUGCUGAUAGAAUAUAUAUCUUCUUGCUGACUCAAAUCCAGAGCGUGUGUCUAAAGCACAUUAGUAACCAGUAAGUGCGAGGGCCAUGAAGGAUUUGGAUAAGCUGGAAUUCACAUUGUAUUGCUGGAAAUCACAUGUAGGCCAUUUAAAUAUUAUAGCACCGAUUCAUGUCUCUCCUUAUCUCUGGGGCAUCUGAAGAAGAAAUUUAAUGACUUUUGCUAAAAGACAAAACGAAAAUGCACAAAACUAUAAUAAUUUCACUGUGCCAAUGGGUUGUCUCUUGACUGUUUUCAGCAGAGCGUGGUUGGUGAUAGGAAUGCACUCAUCGUGUUUUCUUUAUCUAAUUACAUGUGAAAGCUUUACUUUGUGGCAGAAUUUAUGUGUUAACCAUGAAUGCCUUGUUUUUAAAUGGGUUAUCCACUUACUUAGGCAUCUAACCUUUUCCUAAGUUUCUCACCUUUGAUUUAUUACUGAACAAGACUCUGUGGGCAUUUCCCCCCUUGCUAUUUCAUAGGAAACAUGAAAGACAUGUAGAGCUCUCUGUACCAACAUUUAGCAGAUCUUUAAUUGAUGACUUUAUUAAUCCCGUUGCUAGCACUGCCGCACCACUGAGGGACAGCCACAAGUCGAGUGGAGGGAAAGACGUCAAGAUGGCUGAAGAUGGCGGGGAAGAGCCUCCUCAGGAUUCCAUGUCGGCCUUGACGUCAAGAUGGCUGAAGAUGGCGGGGAAGAGCCUCCUCAGGAUUCCAUGUCGGCCCUUUAAACCAGAGUGCUCUUUCCUAAGUAAACAAUACAACUUCAACUGUCUUCCUUCAAGUCGAGUAUUAAGCUCCCUCAUCUGUUCUGUGUUACUUUGCUGAUCUCUUCACCGGCUUUGGCACUCGGGAGGGGGUACAGAACUUGUUAGUGGAAAAUCAUAUUAAGCCCCAAAUUCAUAAGCUAUAAAAUAAAAGACAGUUGUCUCUUGUGGAAUUUUUGGCUGCCUGAA